Lathyrus sativus (Indian pea) is the source of this 1677-nucleotide messenger RNA. NCBI's taxonomy places the organism in Eukaryota, Viridiplantae, Streptophyta, Magnoliopsida, Fabales, Fabaceae. The record is from the annotation of a GenBank genome assembly.
AUGAUGCUUUUCUAUUCUGAAUAUCAUAUUGAUGGAUACUUGCCUGAUCUGUCUACAUUAUCAGGUUGUCUUUAUUUGAUGGCAAAUAUUGUUGGGACGGUUGCAGAUAAGGUUGCUACUAAUGUUGGAACUAAUGUGACAAACUAUUUUGCUGGACGAAUAAUCCGCGAAAUACAAUACUUGUUCUGUAUUGAUAAUCUAAUCGAUGAUCUUGAAAAUGAAAAGAUGGCGCUAACCUCUGAAAGAGACAGCUUGAGAGCUCAAAUUGUACUAGCAAAGGAGAGAACUGAAGUUAUUGAAGAACCAGUAGUGAAGUGGUUGAAUGAUGUGGAAAAUCUCCUUCAAGAGGUCGAGGUUCUUCUGAAGAGGACGGAGAGUGACAACAACUGCUUUCAAGGAUGGUUUCCAACAUGUGGAAGAUAUAUUUUGUGCAAGCAAAUGGCAGAGAUGAUAGAGGAAAUCGAAAAAUUCAAUGGCAAAAGGUUUAAAUGUAGUGACCAAAUCACACUGAAAUUAAAAGAUUGCAGGCAGUUGCACAUCUUUUUUCCCAGUGAAUGUAAGUUACAAAAUCUUAAGAUCCUCAGGUUACAAGAUUGCAGGACUGAUGAAGUGCUUUUCUCAGCAUCUGUUGCUCAAAAUCUGCAGCAACUAGAAGAACUAAGAAUAACAGGUUGCAAUGAAUUGAAGCAUAUAAUUGCUGCAAGUGGAAGCGAACACGAUGGCUGUAAUACAAGUGAGGAAAUAAUUCCAACUUUAAUGAAUUCUCAUUUUCUGAUGACCAAUCUAAGGGAAGUUAACAUUCUCGAUUGUGGAAGUUUAGAGUCGUUAUUCCCAAUUUGUUAUGUUGAAGGACUUAAACGAUUGCAAAACCUGGAAAUAGUAUUAUCUCCUAAGCUGGAAUAUGUGUUUGGUGAAUAUGGUCAUGAACACUUUUCAUCUCACCAAUACGAGAAGCAGGUCAUGCUUCCUCGUUUGGAAUCUCUCAUUCUCUUUCAUCUUGACAAUUUCAUUGGGAUGUGUCCAAAGAAUUGUCAAGCAAAGUGGCCAUCUCAGACUCUGAGGACAGUGGCCAUAGUUGAUUGUCCAAAAUUGGAUGUACCAUGGCUGAAUUUGCAGGUUGGCUAUGAUAAGAGACAACAUCAUCAUCAUCUGAAUGAAAUUUGGAGUUUCCAAUGUCUUCAGCAUUUAUCAGUAGGCAAUAGUGAAAAAUUGAAAUGUUUUUUCUCCAUGGAAACACAUAGAAGCCUACCAGAGUUGAUUGAACUUAGAGUUUACGAUUGUCAAGAAUUGGAACAAAUUGUUGCAGCAAGCGAAGAACUUGUGCAGCUUCCCAAUGCUGAAGUUUAUUUUCAGAAGCUAGAAUCAAUGUAUGUCAAUAACUGCAACAAGUUGAAAAACCUUUUCCCUCUUGCUAUGGUCAGAAUGCUUCCACAACUAAGCACACUUACUAUAACAAAUUGUACUCAACUUGAAGAGGUUUUUAGACAUGGCCCCGGAGGAGACAAUAUUAUCGGGGAAAAGGAAGUUGUGCUUCCAAACUUGACAGAUAUAAAAUUGGAAGAUCUACCUAAUUUUGUAGAUAUCUGCUAUGGUUAUAAGUUACAUGCAGUUAAACUUCAAGAACUCCGCAUAUAUAACUGUCCCAAAACUGUUGCAAAUUUAAAAAACUUCAGGUGA